Molecule: messenger RNA, 1789 nt
Organism: Fragaria vesca subsp. vesca
Lineage: Eukaryota; Viridiplantae; Streptophyta; Magnoliopsida; Rosales; Rosaceae
Product: UDP-glycosyltransferase 76E2-like
Exons: 2
Coding region: 127-1476 (449 amino acids)
Molecular function (GO): UDP-glycosyltransferase activity
Source: RefSeq, a predicted model, not a curated record
AUGACAAAAUUAGUAUAUAUAGACAUGCUCUGCUUCUAAAAGUUCCACGGAAUCCCAAACAGUAUUGAUUGCAUCAAGCCAUCUGUGUAUGUGUAUAUCUGAGAGUGAAGAAAAAGAGACAGAGUAAUGGAGAUGCAAGGUCAAAGAUUGGUUCUGGUUCCAUGUCCAUACCAAGGCCACAUAAACCCUAUGCUUCAGUUAGGUACGUUUCUUCACUCGAAAGGAUUUUCCAUUACCAUCGUUCACACCCAAUUCAACUCUCCUAGCCCUUCCAACCACCCGGAGUUCACCUUCAUUCCGAUUCCUGAUGGCCUAACUGUUCCUCUAGUCUCAUCUGGGAAUAUAGUAGCUAUUCUGUUGGCCAUCAAUGCAAAUUGCAAAUCGAGUUUCGAACAAUGUUUGACUACUCAAGUAAUGGAACAAGAACCGGAGAAGAAGAUCACCUGCAUCAUCUAUGAUGAAUUCAUGUACUUCUCUGCAGCUGCUGCUAAUCAUCUAAACAUCCCAAGCAUCAUCCUCCGUACUACCAGUGCGGCCAAUUUUCUUGCUCGUAGCACUGUCAUAGAACUUCAUUCGAAAGGCCACAUUCCCUUCCCAGAGUCUGUGUCAUUGGACCCGGUGCCCCAACUUCAUCUUCUCAGAUUUAAGGAUCUGCCCAUCUCAACCUUUGACACAUUAGAGAACUUUUUGAGAGUAGUAGUUAACUCGCAUGAUGUUAGGAGAUCUUCAGCCAUAGUUUGUAAUACCACAGUCUGCCUUGAUCAAUCAUCACUAGCACAGAUCCAAGAACAUUGCCAAGUACCGAUCUUUUGCGUAGGCCCUCUUCACAAACUCAAUACAGCGGCCCCUAUUAGUAGUUUACUUGAAGAGGACACAAGUUGUAUUGAGUGGCUUGACAAGCAGUCUCACAAGUCAGUUAUCUACGUCAGUUUGGGGAGUGUAGCAUCCAUUGGUGAGAAAGAACUAGCAGAAAUGACUUGGGGAUUAGCUAACAGCAAGCAACCUUUCUUGUGGGUGAUCAGACCUGGCUCCAUUAACGGUUCAGAUUGGAUAGAGCUGUUGCCUCAAGAGUUUAGAGAAGCUAUUGGAGAAAGAGGUUUCAUAGUGAAAUGGGCACCCCAAAGGGAAGUUUUGGCUCAUGGCGCUGUGGGGGCGUUUUGGACUCAUUGUGGCUGGAAUUCAACUCUUGAAAGAAUAUCGGAAGGGGUUCCGAUGAUUUGCAAACCGUGUUUCGGUGAUCAGAAGGUGCAUGCAAGGCAUGUUAGCGAAGUAUGGAGACUAGGUAUAGAAUUGGGGGAUGUGUUUGAGAGGGGAGAGAUAGAGAGAGCUGUUAGGAAAGUUUUGGUGGAUAACGAUGGGGAGGAAAUCAGGGUGAGGGCUAAGGAUAUGAAGGAGAAAAUACAAGUUUCUAUGAGCAGUGGUGGAUCUACCUACAAUUUCUUGAAUAAGCUUGUUGAACUCAUCAUCAGAUUCUAAACUGCAAUAACGGCAGCCUCUUCACAAUUAGCUUGGUCCUAGCUAUCUGCAUAGAUGAGGCUUCUAGGAUCUGUUUGCAAACUUUGUCAAAUUGAUAGAUGAGGCUUCUAGGAUAUGUUUGCAAACUUUGUCCAGAAGUCCGUUCUAUGCUAAUGAAAAUUUUAGACUUUUACUUUUAUUGAGAAUUUGAAAUUAUAACUAUUUACCUUGCUCAUCUUAAAACUUAAAACUUGUAUAAAUCUGGUCGUGUAAAAGUAAACCUUGUGUAGCUAAAGAGGUUUGGCUCAGUUGGUAACGGUGGACCUGUAGUGGA